CUAGAAUCAUAAGCGCAAGUUAUGGAGUAUCUUGCGAACACUCCGACUCCGAACGAGCGAGGGUGGCGGGGGGAACAGACACGCUCGUUUCAAGAUAGAGAGGUUGAACUGAUACUGUAGCUUGCAUGAUUGGCAUUCAACGAGUCGGUACGUGGCCUCUCAAGCCUCUUUGCCUCUCAUCGCAGCAGCUUUAGGGACCAAACAAUCCAGGGGAGAAGGGGGGAAAAAGGACUUUUGACUAUCCAAAGUCCUUGACGGAGUCUCAAACGGCCUAUCACUCAGGAGCUGGCUUCGCAGCCCGAGGUUCCCUGACUUUCUCACAUCUGACAAGAGGACACAUGCCAUGAAAACUAUUGAUGUUGGACCAAGUGAUAAAUUUGAACCGGCGACUAAAACGCCUCGGGAGCUUCGUAAUGGAGGCUUGAGGGGGAGCAAGGUAUCCAAAGCUUCAUCCUGGAGCUUAGUUAUGAUUACUCCGUACGGAAUACGGAAUACGGAGCAACUACGGAGUACCUUUGUUACAAUCGACCUCCAAAGAUUUUUCAAACCCGUCUCCUCUGGUACAAAAUGUGGCUAUCAGCUCUGGUUUCAGUGGCUUUGGGCUGGGUUGUUACUUGAUUUGCUCGUUUCGCAAAGGUUCGACAUGUGCCCAAGAAAGGAGGAUACUCCUCCAUGCUCCGCCCCAGACACCCAAUUCCAAGGGAUAGCUACAGGGAUAGUACCUCACAGUUUCAUUGUGCCGUCGAUGCCGUACGGAGAGGGCCACGCCAAAUACGUGGCAAUACCUGAAUACGCCUGUGGUACGAGAGUCGUUACUCCGUACCUUGGGUUUGGAUUUGACCUCGGGAGACUGGCGAAAAAAAAGAUUCCACCAGAAAUUCCGCAAGGCCACCCUAGAGUACCUGACCGGGGUUUGCCAUGUAUCGAGCCGUCUAAGAUUCGGAGAACGAUCUGCAUAAUUUGGUGUUUGAGGCGGCGAAAUCCAAUGCUGAGCAAUCAUCGGCAGCGCCUCGAGAAACCAACGUGCCGUGUUUGACCAUCGACAAACAAAGAAACCUGGGGUAAGCGACGAGACCCAAGCUUACGCGCUUCUCGAAGUCUGCUUUCACACCAGAACAAGGAUUGCAGGAGGCAGGUGCCGAUGAUCGAGGAUCGUUUGCUCAAUUAGAAGCUUCUGGAGCGAUUUGGGUUCUGUCGCAUCGUUGCCGGGCCAGGCCGACCCGACCCGCAGACGGGAUCAACAUGAAAUUUCCCCUGAGCGAACUAAAAUUUCCAAAGAUAUUUCCAGGAUCAGAUGGAAAAAAAGACAAUCGAAGAGCAAAAACAAGGGGGAAAAAGGAAUAGGAAAGGAAAGAAAAGAAAAGAGCUCACAUGGUGAAACAGUGAUAACCCUGUCGCCACGUUUACUAGUGCUAGCCCUGCCAAUGCAACAUUACACGGGGUGCAGAUUCAGCUCGCGGCUCGGGGCGUCGUGCUUAACCGUUUGUAGUCUUCGC
Coccidioides immitis RS is the source of this 1496-nucleotide messenger RNA. RefSeq lists its product as uncharacterized. Lineage: Eukaryota; Fungi; Ascomycota; Eurotiomycetes; Onygenales; Onygenaceae. The transcript has 4 exons. The coding region runs from base 344 to 1036 and encodes 230 amino acids. The record is from RefSeq and is a predicted model, not a curated record.